GCCCCUUUUUCUUGUUGGUUUCGCAUUCAUUUGGCGCGUGUAUCCGCACUGGGCGCUCUCAAUUCCAAUUCAAAUCGAGUUUUCGGUACGCCGCUGCCGCGCGCGGUCGACGCUAUCGUCAACGCCUCUGUAUCGCGUUGAAUUGCAUCGUAGCAGCGAAGUGUUACUGGUUCGUGUUGUUGUCAAAGUAGAUAUAUUUCAUCGGCGCUCUACCAAUUUGCUGCUCUGCUGUGCUGUGCGCGCUACUUCUGCGUUGCUACGCUUAGCUGGUUGUUUUGUUGGUCGUACUCAUUCGUGUCUGGAUCGUUGCCGUUCAAAGAUCACAGUGCUGUUUAUUUUUUGCUUCAGCGGGUUUUCUGUCAAUUGCCGUUUAUAUCGGAAUUCGAUUGCGAGGAGGUGCUAGAGUGGCAAUUUAGUGACAGAUUGUGCAAAGCAGAAGUGAGAAAUAGUUAAUAAAGGUACUAAUUGCAAUAAAAUGUUAAAUUUACAACAACUAUGUUACGCAAACUGAUCAGAAAAGAGUGAGAAAAUAUUAGAAAAAGGAAAUAGUGUACAAUAACAACAACAAAGUGUGCGAAAUUUGUGCGGAGAAAAAGUUAGUAAAGUAAAAACAAAUAACGGUGCAUUGAUUGCGCACAUAAGCAAACAUAAAUGACAAACAAAUAAAAACGAGUGAAAAAAAUUUAUAUUAAAAAAGUGCAUAAAAUUGUAGAAAAGUUUGCAAUUUCAGGCAAAUUUUAAAAAACGCAUUUCCUUAAGAACUUAAGAACUGUUUGUUGUAGAACGCACACAACAACAGUAAAUAAUAUUGCAAAAUAACAAAAAAAUUAAUUUACGUUUACAACAAGAGUAAUUACAAAAAAAAAUAAAAAAAAUUAAACCGAGUACAAAUUACUACUGCAACAGCAACAAUAAAUAAAGAACCAACGAGCGCUGCCAGCUUUGACAACGGCAGUUUUAUCAGCGUCGGUGGCUGUGACGUCGCGUUGUCAGCGCAGCUGCAUUGUUUCAUUAGCGCUGCAGAAUAUGUUUAACGGUACCUCAUUUGAACCUAUUUGUUUUUGUCAAUACGCGAUCAACAGGCGCUGGACAUUAAAACAAGAACACUCCGUGCUACUCUACGGCAAUUAAGCACAUUUAUUAAUGGUUUCUGUGUGUGGGAGUGUGUAAUGUUGUUGUUGUGUAACCCACGCAUUUGAAAACGUUUAUUUCGUUAAUUUUUUGACUUAUGCAAUUUUACAAAAAUAAAAUUGCCUAUAAUUAAGAUUUUCUAAAAACAACAAGAAAGUGACAAUUUAUUCGUUUUUAAAUUCAAUCAACAACAACAAGAACGACGUUGAGUGCAAAAUCUUAUAAAGCUACAUACUUAUGCUAAAUACAAACAUAUGUACAACUAAUUGAACAGCUGCUUAAUUUAAGUGAUUUCAAUUAUUCACUUCAAGUUAUCCUCGCUAAACUGUGUUUUUGUGUGAGUGUAUGUGUGGAAAUAAGUGUAUAUUAUUUAUUGUGACAAAUUUGUGUAAAAAGUACAACAAGAAGUGCAGGAAAAAAGUGUUUCUUUAAUAAAUGCAAUUAUAUAAUAUGGAUUGUACUGGUCGUCGUUCGAAUCAAAGUGAACGUGCUCCAGAUUUAGGCGAAGAUUUGUCUCGUGACGUCGCAUCCGAUGAUGAUAUACGCGAUUGUGAUUCGAUCGAUGGUGAUCAUCAUGUAAUUCGUGCAACACGCUUGAAUGUCGCAACAUUGAAACGCCAACAUAGCAGCAACAACAAAAACAGAAACAUUCAUAGCAAUAAUCAUAAUAGCAAUAACAAUAAUAACAACAACAACAAUAGUACAUUUGUUGGUGAUAUGAGUUUUGGUGGCAACGCCGGCAGUGUUAGUCUUGGUGUUGGCAGUGGCAUGGGUGUGCGCAGUCCCGAUCAUCACGCUGAUCUUCAAAUGAGUCAUCAUCAUCAUCAGUUCCCCACAAAUCAUCCGCUAAAUGCGCUUAGCAAUUUCAUGGGCAUCGGCGGUCUACAUGGCAUUCCAAAUCUACCACACAAUGAUGUCCUGGAGAAGUUAAAGAUGCAAGUUCGCGAUUUCAAGGAACAAGAUUACGCGGCUGCUGCGCAUGCGGCUGCCUUUGGGCAAAAUCUAUUACCCACUAGCUUAAAUCCCGCAUUCUCACUGCCGCCCACGUCGAUAGCACAGUUCGAGCAUCGCGCACAGAGUCUGGCCGCACAAGCGGGGGGCGGUGGCAGUGGUAUAGGUGGCAACAUUGGCGUUGCCAAUGGCAAUACACAAAAUUCACAACACACUGGUGGCAAUAAUGUGGGCGUGAGCGGAGCGUCGUGCUUGACGAAUGGUGGCAACGGUUUGCUUGGUGGCGCUAACGGUAGCGGCGGCCCGGGUAUGGGCAGUGGUGUCGGUGGCGUUGGUGGUGGUGGUGGUGUUGGCGGUGCAAGCAGUGGUAAUGGUGGCUUCUCAUUCACCUCACCAACGGCGCCGAGCUCAAAAGACGUUAACCCCGCUUCAAAUUCUUCCACAUCCAGUGAAGCUUCUAAUUCUUCGCAGCAAAACAAUGCCUGGAGCUUUGAGGAGCAAUACAAGCAAGUUCGACAGCUUUACGAGAUCAACGAUGAUCCGAAAAGAAAAGAAUUUCUGGAUGACUUAUUCUCAUUCAUGCAAAAGAGAGGCACACCCAUCAAUCGUUUACCGAUAAUGGCGAAAUCCGUUUUGGACUUAUAUGAGCUAUAUAAUUUGGUUAUAGCGCGUGGCGGUCUUGUUGAUGUUAUCAAUAAGAAAUUGUGGCAGGAAAUAAUUAAGGGUCUACAUUUACCCUCAAGCAUAACAAGUGCCGCAUUCACAUUGAGAACACAAUACAUGAAAUAUCUUUACCCCUACGAAUGCGAUAAGAAGAAUCUGAGUACACCUUCUGAGCUGCAGGCGGCCAUUGAUGGCAAUCGGCGUGAGGGUCGUCGCUCCAGUUAUGGCCAAUACGAGGCUAUGCAUGCUCAAUUGCAAAUGCCACAAAUUGGACGUCCACAGUUGCCCGGAGGUAUACAACAAAUGUCACCAUUGGCGCUUGUCACACACGCCGCCAACAAUCAGCAAGUGCAAGCCGCGGCUGCAGCCGCUGCUGCACACCACAGACUGAUGGCGCCCUCUUUCGGUCAAAUGCCGAAUUUGAUGACGCACGAAUUGGAACAGCGCAUGGUGGAAUAUAUUAAAUUGAUACAGGUGAAGAAGGAGCAGCAUAACAACGCUGCUGCUGCGGCGGCAGUGGCGGCGGCAGCAGCGGCCGCUGGUGGCAAUGUGGCUGGCGAUGCGGCAGCUUUGGCGCGUGUCGGUGCGCCUGGCAGUGGUAGUGGUGCGCACGUAAAACAACCACAACGGCAACGUUCAGCAAGUCCGGAGACUGCUAGUCAUGAGGCGAUGAACGCUUUGGACAUUUCACGCGUCGCGCUUUGGCAAAUGUAUCACAACAACACCAGCCCACCAGUGUCGAUGAACGCCUCACCACAGGGAAGUGUAGGAGGAGCGGGGAGCAUCGGCGUAGGAAACGCAUUGGGCGUGCCAAGCCUAACCGAACAGAACAGUGAGGCUCUCAACCUUUCCGAUUCACCGCCAAACAUCAACAACAUCAAACGCGAGCGUGAGCGUGAACAAUCGCCCGAACCGUGCGAUCGCGACGAUUUCCAUAAUCAAUCGCCGCCAACAAAACGUGGCGCACUCAAUUUUCCGACUGGCUUUUAUUUGCCGCCGAGUAUGGCUGCUGCAGCAGCUGCGGCAGCCGCCAAUUUCCAUCAACAAAACAACAACAGCAACAAUCAUAUGCCCCAAGACUCCGAUGGUGAGGAUGCCGAUGAUGACGCUGAUACGCACAACACCACCAACAAUUCAAUGGCACAAGACGAAGAGUCCGAUCGCCCCGCAUUGAAUGGUCACCAUCAGCAUCUGCAUCAUCAUCUUCAGCAACUUCACCACUUGCCACACAACCUACAAAUGACGCAUCAUCAACACCUCGUCAACAACACGAGCGGCAAUCACGACAAGUCUGAUGAUUCAGCCAUCGAAAAUUCUCCCUCGACUAGUGCGGUCUCGGCCGGUGGCAUUGGUGUUGACAGCAGUAAUGGCAACGGUGCUUGUGGUGACAGUGCUAGCGGUCACAUUUCACCGGUUUCCACAAAAAAGAAACACCUGUCGAAGCAGCAAAAUAAUAAUGGCUCAACGGCCAUGGAUUGUAGCAGUGGUGGCGUCGGGCGUGAUCAAUCUAAUAGCCCCAGUUUAGGUGGCGUCGAGGAUACGUUGAAUCUCCUGUCGGGCAUGCAAUUCCGUGUGUCUCGUAACGGCACCAACGCUAACGGUGAACAACAGCUGAUCGUAAAUCUCGAAUUGAAUGGCGUAAAUUAUUCGGGUGUGCUCAUUGCGAAUACAACUAAUAAUUCCAAUGCCGGAUCGCCCUCAGGAGCGGAGCUUAAGCAAAAGAAAAACCAACUCAUGGAAAACAACGAAUUGGUGGAUGCGACAGCAGAAGAAGCAAAAGAUGUGAGCGGCGGUGGUACAAGUGGUGCUGACGGUGACAUCGAAGAUGAAGACAUGGGCGAUUUAGCCAGCACAACAAGCACCGACGAAACUACGCCCACAAAGAUGAGCAAAAAUGGUGGCACCGGUUUAUCGGUCAUCACCAAUAAAAGUGCGUUGAAUGAGAGUAACAUAAGCGAUGCCGUUAUGUCGGCGUCUUAGACAAAAAACAGCAGUGUAAAGAAGGCUCAAGUGGUAGAGAGAAAAUUUCGAAGAAACAGAAACUGAAACAGGAACAGAAACUGAAAUUGAAUUAUACCAAAAUAGACCUGUUUAUGUGUGCUUGUAGCGCUGCAGCGCACACUACAGAGCAGCUGCAAUGCAAAAUGUAUUUCAAAAUAUCCACUACAUGCGCUUUGCUUGCCAGUUAGAGGCGGAGUGGCGGUUAAGCGUAGAGAACUACAAACCUAUAAAAAUAAACUAGACGCAUAAGUUAAAUGUUUGAGCUAGGAUUUAAAAAAUUAAAAAGACGCAUAUAAUUAUUGUAAAUAUAGAACUGCGCAAGCGAGUGAUAGGUUCGUUAUAAGCAAAUAAUACAGAUAUACAGGAACAAUUUUGGUGAAAGUGCUGCUGCACAAUUCCUAGAAACCCUAAAAAUGGUAUGGGAACUUGAAGCGCCGUAUAUGUCUCUGCAAUUCACAGUAAUAGCAGAUUCAAAGCGAGACUUACUCAGGCGGUCACCCUUGUCAAACUAAAGCGCUUGAAAGCUUUCGUUACGCGCAAAGCUUAAUGAAGCGUUUUGGUGAAUGUGAAAGCUAUAGUAGCUUCCAGAUUAAUGUAAAGUCACGCAAAUGUAAAUAGCGACGUCUAUAAAUGGCUGCAAAUAAGAGUUGAACUUAAUUGUAAACAGAACUUUACUUGAAAAUGUUAUAUAUAAUAUAUAAUUGAAAACCGUUAAAAUAGCUUAUAUUUGUAUUUCAUUCAAACAAAAAGCGUAUGCGUAAAAACUAUAAAAAAGAAUACCAAAGGAUAUAAUUUUUUAAACAUACAAAUGUACAUUUAUAAACCUACUUAUAAAAAUACUACUGAAGUCUUGAAAAGAACAGAGAAGAAGAGAAAAUUGCUUUGGUAAUUGAGCACUAUUUAACUAGUAACUUAAGCUUAAAUAUAAUGAAUUAAUUAUAAAUUCUGAGAACUUAGCUACUCGAAGAAAUAAUAGUGUAAAUUAAAGCAUCCUUAAAAUUUCUAAAAAAAAAAAAGUAAUACUUUAGAUUUUUUGUUAUUUUUGUAUAACCCUGAAAACGCUUAUUUGUAUAAUUUGAUUUUUUUCUCCAUUUUUUAUGUUUUUAUUUAUAAAAAAUAUAUAAAUGUAAUUACAUACAACUACUAUAUUUAAUUAAACCAACUACCUAUUACUAUAAAUAUAGGCUUAGAGUUCAAAAGUGCAUGUGAACACAUAAAAUAUGCAUACAAUAACUACUUUUAGGUUAGAAACUAGCCUAAGCCUAAAGCUGAUAACAAAUAAGUAAAGCAAAAAAAAAAAAAAAUUAUAAUAAUAUUA
Bactrocera oleae (olive fruit fly) is the source of this 6064-nucleotide messenger RNA. It is a transcript of the gene retn, whose product is annotated as retained. Gene Ontology annotation, biological process: regulation of transcription by RNA polymerase II. Lineage: Eukaryota; Metazoa; Arthropoda; Insecta; Diptera; Tephritidae. Gene Ontology annotation, molecular function: DNA binding. The record is from RefSeq and is a predicted model, not a curated record. Gene Ontology annotation, cellular component: nucleus.